Molecule: messenger RNA, 3183 nt
Organism: Chanos chanos (milkfish)
Lineage: Eukaryota; Metazoa; Chordata; Actinopteri; Gonorynchiformes; Chanidae
Gene: bcap31
Product: B cell receptor associated protein 31
Exons: 8
Coding region: 152-895 (247 amino acids)
Biological process (GO): intracellular protein transport; endoplasmic reticulum to Golgi vesicle-mediated transport
Cellular component (GO): endoplasmic reticulum membrane; endoplasmic reticulum
Source: RefSeq, a predicted model, not a curated record
CCCGAAGGAUGAGUUGGCGUUCACACCGGAAGUAGAACAACUACUGAAAGUGAAAACAAGGGGAUAAAGAAUUCUGGCAUUGCGAGUGUGUAUUCUGCUGUUGUCUGCGUAGACUUGUUUCGUCGAAAGUCCAGAGUCUCAGGUGUCCGUCAUGAGUCUCCAGUGGACGGCAGUGGCGACCUUCCUCUAUGCUGAGGUUUUUGCAGUUCUGCUGCUGUGUGUACCUUUCAUUUCCCCAAAACGAUGGAGUAAAAUCUUCAAAUCCCGUCUUGUGACACUGAUAACAACUUAUGGAAAUACAGCCUUUAUCGUUGUUAUUUGUAUUCUUGUUUUUCUGCUCAUUGAUGCUUUCAGAGAAGUGCGGAAGUACAGUGUGACCGAUAAGGUGGACCUGACCAACAACCCUGUUGCCAUCGAACACAUUCACAUGAAGCUCUUCAGGGCCCAGAGAAACGAGUACAUCGCCGGCUUCGCCCUGCUUCUGUGUCUGUUGCUGAGGCGCCUUGCCACCCUGCUCUCUCAGCAAGCGACUCUCAUGGCAUCAAACGAAGCUUUUAGGAAACAGGCCGAGGGAGCCAACGACGCGGCCAAGAAGUACAUGGAGGAGAACGAGAAACUGCAGGAGAAACUAAGGGAGGCAGGCGUCGAACUUCCAGAGGUGGGAAGCAAAGCGGUUGGAGGUGUGGAGGAGGAGAACAAAGCCCUGAAGGGAGAGGUGAAACAGCUGAAGGAGGAGCUUGAGGCAACCAAGAAAGCUCUUCAGAAGUCUGACAGUGAUGUAAAGGCCAUGAAGAAGCAGGCUGAGAACCUGACUGUGGAAUAUGAUCGUUUACUGGAGGAACACGCCAGAGUGCAGGCGAAUAAGGAUGCCCGGCACGAUAAGAAGUCCGACUGAUGGAGGAGGACCAGCAUGAAUGUGUGCCCUUCACCCGUCACCGUUGGCGACAGUGCGCUCCACUGUUUUGCACGUCAUCUGUCUGAGUGCUGAAGGAAGAACUCGGAAGGCUGUUCCAUUCCAGUAUCUGGUGUUUGAUGCUUUAUAAUUGGUUUUUGUGUUUGUUUUUUGAGAAAGUUAUGCAAAUGAGUAUCGCUUUCUCACACGCACACACCCCCACACACACCCCAAAGUACACGCAUACCAUACGCAAAUACACACACACAUACACAUGCACACACAGGGUUUUUUUUUUCCAUUUGUAAUUUUUGAUCAUGUAUUCUUUACUUUGUUUGGUAAGGCUAUACUGUUCUUUCUAAAAUGAGUCAUUUUUCUUUUUGGGCCCAAAAAAAACAUGACAUUUUGUAAUACUAAGGUAUUUUGUACAAAGUCCUUGUCCUCGAAAGUUGAUUUGUUCGUCAAAUAGGAACCAAAUCAAAAAAAAUCUAUCAACAAUACAUUUGGGACCACCAUUUAUUAUACUUCGUUAUACUAUAAUUAUUUAGGCUUUGUUUUGGCGGGAAUGUUAAUAUGCUAAUCAUGUUAUGAAGUCUCUUCAUGUUGGGGUCAUGUGUAAAUGGUUUUGAAUUUGCUUAUCUAGAGAGGUAUUGAGAUUUUGCCUUACAAGGAAAUGUAGAAAUGUAUGUGUAUGUUUUGUUCUCCUUUACAUAAAGUCAUCAUCUUGAAGUUUAAAAAAGAAAAUCAGUGUAUGUUUAAUGUUGGUACAGCAGUGUCACAACAGACAAUUGAUUUUUUUUUUUUGGUUAUUUGAAUAGCUCCUUCUUUUCAUGUUGAAUCAUGUUAGGUGGAAUGACGGGAAAAACAGUUCUUAUUUUUGCAUUGUUUCUCUCUCUCUUCAGCAGUACAGAGGCAUUAUUGACAUUUUAUUGUGCCCUGUUGUGAGAUAAAAAAAAAAACUACGGAGAGAUUGUUAAGCACUUAUCCUGACAGGCUGGUACCAGCUGUGUCCGGUUUGGGUAGUCUGAGGCAGCAGAAUCUGAUCCAAGGCACGGUGUACUGUAAUAGUGGUAAACUACCAAAACUUGGCAAGGACACUCAAGCAUAGAAGAGUUAAGAUUGCAUUUCAAAACAGUUCCUGUUCUAGCAAAGGUAAUGGAGCUUCAAAAUAUUUCACUGCAGCCUUUUGAGAAUUACCGUAACAGAUAGCAUUUUAGUUCAGAGGGCUUCUUAAAAUAGCCCUUGAGUUAAUCACUUUGAUGUUAGCUUCACUCUGACAGUUUUCCUUUUAUUAAAAUGCUGCGUAGUGUAUUUGCUGCUUAUCAGAGAUCUUUGAUGGCUUGUCAAAGUAGGAGGGGAAAACUGACAGUGAUGGUAGGGCUGGCAUGGAGACUUUUUUUUUUUUUUUUUUCCCUUAACCUUCCGACCUGAAGACGCUGUUGUACUGUAAACAAAUAUCUGUGAAGAGGGAACGAAGAGCGACGGGUCCCGACACCAGUGAGACUGAACAGGAGCCGACCGCGUACGAGUCAACGAUCCUCUGUGGAUCGUUUGAGCGGUUUGUUGAAUUGUUGCACCUUGUUAAAAAUAGGGCCAAGUACAAAGCAAUGCCACAGUUAGGAUUCCAGCGUAGAAAGGCUAGGUGGUUUCAUGGUGAGGGACCCGGUCCUCUCUCGUGACCCGUUUCUCUGGGAACACUCUGUGAGACAUUGGUCAUAAUAAUAAGCAAAUGCUUUUCUGUUUCCUCUUGAAAUGGGUGUAAUGUCGACCGCAUUUAAUAAAAGGUAGGCUGUAUUUAAAAAAAAAACAAAAAAUACAAACUUCGGAUGUGGAUGAAAACAUCCACGUUUUAAAAAUGGGGUUUUUUUUGUAUGCCGCGAUGUAGGAUCUUGACAGGUUUUAAAGAUGAGUCACGUCCUAGAACUCCAACAGUAAGCAAAUUGACUGGAUGAAGAAAAAAAAAGAAAAAAAUCAAACACAGCUCACUUUAAAAGCAGUUGUUCUUGUCUCUGUCUCACAUACAUUAAUGUAUAUGAUGGAUGUUCUCGGUGAUUUCUUAAUGCUUUGCAUUGUAUUGCUACGCUGCAGUUACAUACAUUGACAACUUUCUUUUUCCUUGUUUCUUUUGUAUUGACUCGUCUGCAUAUGUCAAUGGUCUGUAACUCAGAAACAUACCAAAUCUUCAGUUUCAUGCAGCUGGGAUGAGAUCCUGUACUCAGUGCAAAGACUGACUGGUGUGAAAUGAUGUUGGAAUAAGUGUAAUUAUUUAUCAAUAAACGCUGUCAUGGAUA